Anopheles darlingi is the source of this 4237-nucleotide messenger RNA. RefSeq lists its product as uncharacterized. The transcript is spliced from 2 exons. The record is from RefSeq and is a predicted model, not a curated record. The coding region runs from base 591 to 3239 and encodes 882 amino acids. Gene Ontology annotation, biological process: regulation of translational initiation. Gene Ontology annotation, molecular function: translation activator activity. Lineage: Eukaryota; Metazoa; Arthropoda; Insecta; Diptera; Culicidae.
UCGCAGUGCUGCCUCUGUACUCCAUCGAUCGGAGCAGUCGACGACGGUUCUCGCCGGACACGCUCUCGAGGCUCCUCGCAUCAUCGCGUUCCUUCUCUUCGUCGCCCUUUAUCACCGCCGGCUGUUGGGGCCACCAUCGUAUUGCAUUAGCAGCACCGCGUGCGAACGUGCCCCGUGACAAACGCGCAUAUAACGCGAUCCGCCGUCGCUGUUCCGUUGCUGUUGAAUCGGUGUGUUUUAUGAUCUUGUCCCUCCGUCCGGUGUUCGUGAGUGUGCGUGUGUUUGUUAGCUGUUAGUUUAGGGCACCGAGGCAUAGGCUCCCGCUUUGUCUGAUGGCAUUCCUGUUGACGACGACGAGCUGACAAGCUGACGAGCAGAGGUUUUAGGAUUGCAUUUCCAGCUCACUGCGCUGUCGCUGUCUGUAUUCCUGGAUCCUGGUUCCCUUUGGAGUUACUAGUGUGCAAUCGUGUGCGCGUGUGUUGCGCAAGUAGUGUGCAACUCAAACCCUGAUUUUGAAAUUCCGUUAGCAGAAGUGACGCGUUUGCCGUGUGUUCUGUCGUGUGUGCGUUCGUGCGUUGUGGGUUGAUAAUAUGGAACGAAUCGAACGGAUACGAGCCGCCGGUAACAACAACAACGGCCCUGUAGGCCGCUACCAUCAGCCAACACCACCACCACCGUCAAUAACCGGCGAUGUCGUCAAUGAGCUGCGCCAUCUCAUUGAUCAAUCCGACUGCUACACGGUGGAAACUAUCGAGCUCGGCUACCGGUUGACCGUUAUUGCGAAUCUUCUGCAUGGCUACGUUAUGAACGACGAGGCUCGGCUAAGUGAUCUCUUUGCACAGCUGAACGAGACCGCCCUGUCGGAUGAUCAGUUUGCACCAAAGAUGGCGUUCGUGUUUGCCUCGCAGCAGCUUGGCGCUCUGUCACCGUUGGAUCAGAGUAUUAGGAAUGCCAUGAUCACGAAGCUGCAGGACAACUACGGAGCAAAGGAUCGAUUGAAGCAGGCUGGGCGCCAUCGGUUCUACAACUCGAUCACGCUGCUCGGCGAGUACUACCACCGGAAGAGGGAUGCACACGGAAAGCGGUUUCACAUACUAGGCGAGAAGCUACUGGCCCUGCUAACGUCCGAGUUGGAACAGGAAAUAAAGCAGUGUGGGAAGCAGCAGCAGCAACAGGGGCAGCUUCAGUCGGUAUAUUCUACCAUCGAUCCCGCCUUUGCCAAAGUGAUACUGUCUCAAAUUACGCUGAACGGAGAGGUCGCCAGGGAGGAGCUGCGCCAAGAGAUCACCGAGCUGAUGCUGAUGGUACGCAAGUGUCUGCUGACCGUGUCGAACCUGUGCGAAUGGACGAAAGCCUUUCUCCUGAUGGCACUCGAUUUCUAUCAUGCCAAUCUGCCCCAGGAUGUGUUCGAUAGGCUUUACACGAAGUAUCUCGUAGAAGAUCCGAAACCGGAACCGGAACCAGCACUUGCACCGGUAGCAGUGAUGACAGAACGUCCCGUCCCUGCACAUGUUGCUAUGGAUGCACCAUACUAUGAGCCGCUGUCGCCAGAACCGGCCGUAGGACAUUUGGAUGAUGAGAGCGUCCAAGGAUUGCAUGCUCAUCCUCAGUAUCUAGCGACGAACCAUAACCUUUCAUCACUGCCUCCAUCACCACAACCACCACCAUCACCAGCUCAGAUCGUGGCGGCAGUACCACUAGAAGCACCCCCGAAGGAACGUAACGCCGUGAGCAAUAAGGAAAACAAGCGACGUCCUCCAUCACGCCACGAACAGGCACGAGCACGGCACAGCAGUAAUCAGCGCAAAAAGCUCGAAGAACCGGAAUCCGGGAUUGUUCAUACGGUAACGAGCCCACCGACGACUCCAACGUCGAAGAAGGGCACGACGGUUCCUCCUCGUACAGUAACGCUCGGUGAACGAUCGCCGCCGGAUGGCAAGAAAGCUAUGGUCAGUCCGCCACGGGCGGCAGAAAAACUGGCCAAUCUACCGAAGCUUACGGUCACGACUACAAACACGGGGACACAGUCUCGGAAACCAUCCACUGCAGCUGCUCCACUGUCCCCACGUGGUGUGCUCGUAGUAUCGUCAGGUCGCCAGCAACCAGUAGUGCAGCCACCGAAAAGUCCUAGCAGCAGAGCAGCACGCAACAGUAGCGCUGCUAGUGCUACCAGCAAUACCAAAGCAUCACAGCAGUCCGAUCAUUACAUUAAUAAUAAUAGUAGCAGCAGCAACAGUGGCAGAAGAGGAGGCGGUGGCAAUGAUCGACGAAUACCGUCCAAGUAUAUCAUACCACGGUUUGCCGCUCAACAACGCAAGGAACAGGAAGCAAGAGCAGCGAAUGCAAACGCACAUGCGGCUUCCGCCGCUGCACUCGGUGCACCAUUAAGGAACGGAUCAUCAGCACCGUCGACUAAAGGAGGUAGUGGAGGAAAUGUGUUAAAACAGCAGCAACAGCAGCAACAGCAUCAACAGCAGCAACAACAAUAUGUGAAAAAUACCGGAACCGGUCCGAAAGCAAACGGACAAACCGGCCACCAUCGACCGCCACGUAGUCCCUCGAAAACGAAACCAGCGGAUUGGUACUCGCAUGAUGAUCGUCGUGGACCAGGAUCGCGAUCCAGCCGUAAACAGGACCUACCCAAGAAAACCACGACGAAUGGGGAUGGUAAUGGUGGUCAUUUAGGAGGAAAGUCUGCGAAUCAUCCACAGAACCCUGUGGUUUUGGAUUGGGCUGCCGAAGAUGACUACUAUGAGCCGGAAGCAAGAGCUGUUCAGGAACCACGUGACAGUGGAGCAGAUCGUACGGCGUAUGGACAGCGAAAGGAGCAGACAAUCGACUGGGCUACCGAGGAAGAUGCUAAACCUGUGACGAACGUUGCUCCUGCUCCCACCAAACCCAAGGUCUGGGAUUGGGCCGCUGAUGACGAUGACUACUAUGAACCAGUGACGGUGAACGGUGGCCCGAGUGACAACAACGUAGCGAACAAUAAGUCCGCCACUCCAACCAAACUCAAACCAUCGCCACAACCUAUUCGAGAGCCCAAAAAGUGGGAUUGGGCCGCCGAUGAGGACGAUGAGGAUGAGUAUGUGCCGUACUAUGCUUCCGCGGGCAACAGCAAUACCGUGAAUCUCCCGGAGCGUGAUAUUGGGGCGCUUUCGACGGCCUACAAUGAACGGUUGUCACUUGAGGACGACCGUCGCUCGUCACAGAAACCCAACCCGAACGCCCACGCAUGAGGCAACAACGUGUUAGUGUGUGUUGCCAUGGGCGACAGGUACGGGAUAGAGCCAUUGUCGCCAUUGCGUUGUGAUCGUUUCUCUCGAGAAGGGGGAUAGGAAAAGAUUGAAACAAUUGUACAUUAAGAAUUAGUUUUUACUCAAAGACUGACCAGGGGGAGGAGGGGACACAGAAUCAAUAUCAGAGUGGGCGCAUUUGGAAUACACGAACUCCACACUCUAUGGUACACUCUUAAGCAAACAGCAUUACCCGUGUUCAGUUAGAGACGCAGCAGUAAAUGUUCCAUUCAAUAUGUAUGUAUAAUUUAUAUAUAUAUUUGUUUGUUUUCACUUUUGCUAGCCUUUUGCCUCUUCAAAAUUAAUAUAUAAAUCAACAUCACUAACAUCCCAAUGCGCGUGACACGCAAAUCCUUCUUCCCUCUUUUAUUCAAUUCGGACUGGACAGAGUUUGUUAGUUUGCUUAGUGGGCGCUGCGGCAGCAGGGGUUACUUAGACAAGAAAGUGGUAGCGCGCCGGUACCGACUACUGAUGAUGUACGUACUUUGAAUCUUCGCCGCCUGCCUGAGAACUGAUCCGAGGGAAGGGAAACAUUGUAAAGCGAAAAGAAAGCAAAUGCGUUUCAUUAAACGCCGGCGUAGGCUUAGUAGGCUAGGAGUUCUCGAUGUGGACACAGUGUAUCCGUCGCCCCGCUGUCCGCAAAUUCGACUAUUAUAGUUACUAUAUAAGAAUGAGUUUUAUAUCCUACUAUAUGCCCUACCAGCGCCGGCCAUUUGCUGCUGCCCUAUUACACAGUCGCUCAUUAGAGUUAGUUUAGGUAGCCUAGCAUUGCAGCAACAAAAGGCGAAUGAAACUCGGAAACAAGUGAUCUUCCCCAGUUGGCAAUAGCAAACAGCGCACGGGACGCGCUUGUUGAAGCUCUCGUCGUGGUGAAUAAAUGGUUUAUCUAAAUGGUGUGCCUUUCGGUGAGAGCGAAUCGGAAGGUGUGCAGUAUUUUAAAA